UUUUAUUUUGAAGUCUGACCACACGUCACAACAACCUCCUAACCGGAAAUUUCGUUUUGCGCUGCCACUUUCAUUAUGUCGAAGUACAAAACCGUAAUUUGGCCUAAAGUCAUUUUAUUUGGGGACUCCAUCACACAGUUUUCAUUUCAAGCCAAUGGCUGGGGUGCAGAAAUUGCCGACAAACUAGCAAGAAAGUGUGAUGUUGUAAACAGAGGACUGUCUGGCUACAACUCCAGAUGGGCUAAGAUAGUACUUCCUCGCCUCAUAAACAGCCCAAACUCAGCAGACAACAUAGCUGCUGUCACUGUCUUCUUUGGAGCCAACGACUGUGCACUGGAAGAUAAAAACCCCCAACAGCACAUCCCUCUGCAGGAGUAUUCAGAGAACCUAAAGGAGAUCACCAGGCUUCUGGCUUCAGCUGGAGUGUCAGCAGACAGAGUUAUCUUCAUCACCCCUCCACCUAUUCAUGAGCCGGCCUGGGAGAAGGAGUGCAUUCUGAAAGGAUGUCCACUCAAUCGCCACAACUCUGCAGCGGGGCAGUAUGCCCAGGCAUGUGUCCAGGCUGCCAGUCAGUGUGGUACAGACGUCCUGGACCUCUGGACACUCAUGCAGAAAGAUGGACAGGACUACACAGUCUAUCUGUCUGAUGGGCUGCAUCUCUCACAGAAGGGAAACCAGUUUGUGUCACAGCACCUGUGGGAGCUGCUGGAGAGUCGGGUGGCUGAUCUGCCCUUCAUCCUGCCUUACUGGGGAGACGUGGACACCAAGAGUCCCGAGAGCAGCCUCCUCUGUAACCAGUGAAGGAGAGGACGUUGGCUUUGAAAAAUAUUUUAAAGAUCCUACAGGGCUGGAUAUUCUGUGAAAAACAAAACACUCAACAGCACUCCUUUGUUGCACUUGUUGGAAAUGCCCAGGUGAAUGAAUGAAGCAGCUGUGAUUUGCCAGUAUGUCAAAUGUGAGACCACAUAUUAAUGUUUAAAAUGCACAAUAAAGAUUUUUAUUUUGAGAUGUGUGUAGGUAAUGCAAGCGAGGAACUUAAAAAAAAGUGAGAAACAUUAAGAAUAUACACAUCAGAAUAUGACACAGGACAUCUGCUCAUUGUGUAACAGUUCACAUCAACUCGGUAGUCACUGUUAGCUACACGGUCUAGUUUUUUUCCUGACCUACAGUUAAAUACAUAUUUUACAAUUUUAACAUGUGGCACAGCAGGCAACAGUGGUGAGACAUAUAAUAACAGAGGUGCAUAAGUCACAUUGGCACAAGGACAGAAAACAAAGCAUAAAAAUAACAUUUGAGCACCUCUGGAAGUUUUUUUAAAAUUAAUUUCCAGAUUGUCCAGAUUCAUGUUCAACUGCUGGAAGUUUUGCACAGAAAUCAAAGUCGACUCAGAACGGUUAGGCACUAAAUCAGAAAAGGCACCAUGUUUCAUACACAUGAUAUAACCUCUUAAAGUUUCAACAGCUGGACAAAUAAAUGAAAUACUGAACAGACUACCACUUGUCCCUGCACAGUAUUAAAAUGUCAUAAGUACAAAGGGGUCAAGAUUAUACAAGCCUACAAUUUAAAAAAAGAAAAAAAACAUUGACACAGCACAGUAAGAACAUGUAAAAAA
Molecule: messenger RNA, 1612 nt
Organism: Sander lucioperca (pikeperch)
Lineage: Eukaryota; Metazoa; Chordata; Actinopteri; Perciformes; Percidae
Gene: iah1
Product: isoamyl acetate hydrolyzing esterase 1 (putative)
Exons: 6
Coding region: 76-801 (241 amino acids)
Molecular function (GO): hydrolase activity, acting on ester bonds
Source: RefSeq, a predicted model, not a curated record